This is a messenger RNA of Hydractinia symbiolongicarpus, 1132 nucleotides long. RefSeq names its product neuroglobin-like. The transcript is spliced from 4 exons. Bases 110 to 706 code for a protein of 198 amino acids. The record is from RefSeq and is a predicted model, not a curated record. Gene Ontology annotation, molecular function: oxygen binding; heme binding. Lineage: Eukaryota; Metazoa; Cnidaria; Hydrozoa; Anthoathecata; Hydractiniidae.
CUGUUAAAUUAAGUUCGGGGCAGGUGUACAAUCCGUUAUAUAAGAAAUUGUGCUCGAGUAGGUGCGAAAGAACACGAUUGAAAACACGUUCAAGUAAGUUAUUUUCGUCAUGGGUGCAGCACUGGGCUCACUUGCUCAAAGCAAAAGCACAAGUUUUAAAGCAUCGAGAAAACGGUUACCAUUUAGCAAGGAUGAGAUUCAUCUGCUUCGCGAACAAUGGACAGUGAUGAUGAACGACGUGAAUGCAAAUGGGAUCAUGUUAUUCACAGCGUUGUUUUCUAUCAAUGGCGCUUUAAUGACAAAAUUCUCGUUCUCCGAUGCAUACAGAUUUGACGGUAAAAAGACUUAUGAUGACGAAAGGUUGUUGCAGCAUGUUAAUGGAGUUUUUCGUACGUUUGAUAUUAUCAUAACUUCGUUACUAAACGGAACUUACUAUGAUCAGUUAAAGAUGAUGCAAAGCAUUGGUAACGUUCAUUGCAAGAAUAACGUAAAGCUGCUUCAUUUGCAGGAUUUCAAAAAAGCACUCCUUCAAACUAUAUCAAAAGAAUUAAAAGGCGAUUUUGAUGACAGAGCUUUGCAAGCUUGGUCAAGGCUAACUGAUGAUAUUAUUGAUCAUAUGGAACUGAAUCCGAUAGAAAAUGAAGAUCAGGAAGCAUGUAACACAUCGGAUGUACUAAACCACAGCAUUAACGUACUUAGACAAUAAUAAUGACAUUGUAACGUAUACUUCUUGAUAGUGGACGAUACGUGUUGAUCGCACCGUUGUGUUAUGAGAAAUUUGCAAAGAGCAUAUGAACGCAUGUUCGAAGUAAUCACGACCAUAAUUAUGGAAGCAAUUUUAUACAAUACAAACGUUUUUGAGAAGCUGUAGAACCUGCGUAUUCCUUAUUGAUGUAAUAAAUUAUUGAUUUUUUAGAAACGCCUAUUAAAUUUAAUUCAUGAGAGACGGCCUUCAUAGGUUGUUUUGUAAUAUUUAAAAUGGGAAACCUUUCAUAUCUAGUGUUAUGACACAGAACUAUGCGUAAAAAAUGUAUUUUGCAGUAAUUAUAAAUAAUUUCUGCGAAAGACAUGUUUUUAUAUCGGACGCUCGUUGUUGUGCUGCAGCAAUAAAGGAAUAAAUACCCUAUUAUAU